This is a messenger RNA of Mobula hypostoma (lesser devil ray), 2442 nucleotides long. RefSeq names its product transmembrane protein 205 (gene tmem205). The record is from RefSeq and is a predicted model, not a curated record. Lineage: Eukaryota; Metazoa; Chordata; Chondrichthyes; Myliobatiformes; Myliobatidae. The transcript is spliced from 4 exons. Bases 156 to 722 code for a protein of 188 amino acids.
UGGCCUUGGAUAUUAAAGCUUGUUUGCUUUCAGUUUGAACAUUGUCGGGUGAAACCUACAGUUUGCCAUGUAACCAUGACGUCAGUAGGGAAAAAUACAGAGCUGCUGAGAGACAUAUUCGAAUGAUGAAGACAGGGUCUUCAUAAGACUCCAAAAUGCCGACAGAAGGAGAUCCUACUACACUGGUCAAAGUGACCCACCUGGUCCUGCUGUCUACCACCUGGGGCAUGCAGAUAUGGGUAUCAUUCAUCUCAGGUGUUGUUUUGAUCAAAAGUGUCAGCAAACAUACCUUCAGCCAGGUACAGAGUAAACUGAUUCCCUGUUACCUCUACUGUGUCCUGGGAGGAUCCUUCCUGAACCUGGCGCUUUAUGCUCUGUAUCACCCACACGAGCUACUCAACAGGGCUGAAGCAGUGCAGAUCACGUCAUUCUUCGUCUGUGUGAUCUUCUCCGGGCUCAACGCUCAAUGGUUCAGUCAAACCGUAAGUGAGACGAGGCUCAAGAUGGAAAAGAUUGAGCGGGAGCACGGCCUCGGAGACGAGGUGGGAAUGGGCACCAACCAGGAGGCCUACACCAAGCUGAAGAAGAGUGAUGCGAAAUACAGGAAGCAGAGUCAUCGCUUUAAGAAGUAUCAUGUUCUCAGCAUGGUGUGUAAUUUUAUCUGUGUAAUCUGUAAUGGGGUGAAUCUCUUUUACACUGCGGCCAAUCUGAAGACUUUCUAGAAAAAAAGACUUUGUUGACUCUUCAUUCCUUUCCAUAGAUGCUGUCUGAUCUGCUGUGUUCCUCCAGCAUUUUCCGUGUGUUACUUUCUAGAAAAUCUCUGUUGUCUUCCUCUGCCAGUUUUUUCUGAGAAUAACUGCUCUGUGUAUCUUAGUUUUGAUCACUGUAUUCUUAAAUUUACCAGUCACCAACCAUCAGGAGGAAACAGCCAAGUUCUGAAAGGUAUAUUUUGUGUGAAGGGCCAGGUUUUGUGUGAAAGUUUCAGCAGCCAGGCACACAAUCUGUAUUUCUGUUGUAAAGUUCCUAGGAUGGAUGGACAGAGCACUCUAGUCCCUUCUGCAUGUGGGUCCACAGCACAAAACCCUAUUCAUAUUGUAUUAAAUUGUCAACAUGUUUCAGAUACUUAUGUGUCUGGAAACAACAAUGUUUUGUUUUUGCACUGCAGCCAGGCUUCAGGAGCAUGAAGAGGUCACAUUUCAGAGUAUCACAUUACGGAGGUCCUGUUUUCCUUCUGUCUGAAGUGAGGAUGAACCCACCAACCCUGACUGAGACUGGGGCUGAGUGAUGUUGUAAACAGGCUAACAUCAUGCUCCUGCCCUGGAAGCACAUUUGGGCUCUAGGAGUAGCCUGUGUGCACAGUACAUUAGUGGCCAGUACAGAAAAUAGCAAGGCCAUGCCAACGAAUCUUUUGAAGAUUCAAUUCAUGAGCAAAGUGGUGAGGACUUCAGUCUGAAUCUGACUCAGGCAGUCUACCCUCCUUUGGUAGCUCAGCUCAGGCUCUGACUCAGAAUUCUGGAAGCCUUGACAGUCUUUGCAUGGGGCCAACAAUUAUUAUCACGUUAUAAGCCUAAGUUAGUUUGCCGUAUAUUGGAUUGAUAAACACUUUGAUUCUCUUCAACAUUCCGUAGCAGAUAUUAUCCGGGCGAGUACAUCCACUUUGACUGGAUCCAGAAAAGUAACUCUGGGUUGUUUCAAUGUCUUAAGCAGAGAAAGCGCAAGAGUGAUCAGUAUAACAGUAUCCAACUGUAAAGAUAAAAUCUCUCGUGUGGUCAAGAACGAAACCAGGCAUUGCAUUCCUGUCUGUCUGGUGCCACCUGUUUAUGGAGUAGAUCACAACGAAUAGUGUUACUCAACCUUUCCUAGGGCCCCGUGACACUGAGUCUGUGAAUCACAGGGCAGUAAGGAAAGAGUGAAUUGGUGGAGUGUUGGAAAGUGUAAGACACUACUUUAUCACUCUUCCUCCAGAGUGGGGUGUGUGUGUGUCUCUCUCUGAGUGAGGGACUGCUCGUUGUUGUGGCCAGGACUGCUAACUAUCAUGGCCUUCGUUAAGUUAAUAGAACUUACUAGCCUAUGUCUCCAUUUCGAGGCAAAACGAGCUCCUCACAACCAUAACAAUUUGAACAGACACAAGUAAUGAAUUCCUUAGGUCCUACAUGGGAAAACACAAAUGUUCAUUUGUCAUGUUCUUCUUGCAAAUCCAAGUUGGAAAUUGAACGUUGUUAUGGUCACUGUAUGUGUAAAAUCAACCUGGAAGUGGCUUGAGAAAGCUUGUAUGGAUGCCUGAUAUGCUUGUGAACUGGCAUCUUUGUCUCAGAGCUCAGGAGAUAUAUUCAGUCCUGCUGAGCCUCAAUGAUGGCCAAUCAUUAUUUUAUUCCUAUGUAAUAUUCCUCAUGAUUUCUUACCUUUCCAACUGGUGUCAUUAAACGCAGCAUUUCAUCAGAA